AUGGAUGCGACACCAACAACAGCCACAGCCACAGUCACCGCUACCGCCACAGCCACAACCACAGUAACACCUUUAACAGAUACAUCAGGACCUCAGACAGCAGCAGUGUCAACCUCGACAUCCUCUUCCUCUGCAGCCUCAGCCUCUACUAAUAGAGCUGCUUCAACUUGUUCUGACAGUGGUCGGGGUGGGUCAGAUGCAGGCAUUUUAGUCUUUUCGGGAGGCACGGCCUGCAAUUCGCUUGUUCAGCUCCUGCAGGACAUGACACCAAAUGUCACUUAUGUCUUAGGAAUCUCUGAUAAUGGGGGCUCGACUAGUGAAAUUUUACGUGUGCUAGAUGGUCCGGCUAUUGGUGAUAUUCGUUCACGAUUGAUCCGGCUAAUCAAGCCAGAUCCUUCGGAUAUAGGCAGAACUGCCAUCCAAGAGCUACUAGGCUAUCGUCUUCCAGGUCAUGGUGAUGCUAAUGCGAUCAAGAAUGAAUGGGUUGAAAUUGUGGAAGGGACGCAUCGGUUGUGGAUGCACAUCCCCUCAGAGAAGAAAGAAGUGAUCCGCGGAUUUCUGAUCUACAUUCAAUCUGAGAUUUUGAAGCGAGCGCACAAGAGAUUCUCGUUCGCAAAUGGAUCAAUUGGUAACUUUUUCUUGACAGGUGCCCGGAUGUUCUUUGGUUCUUUGGAAUCCGCCAUCUUUUUGUUUGCAGCCAUCACAGGCAUCACAGAACCGACCAGAGUCAUCCCGGUGAUCAACACGAACCAUGGUAUUGCCAUUGCAGCUCUUCUAAAGGAUGGUAACACCAUCUUGGGACAGUGUGCCAUUUCGCAUCCAUCCUUGGCUUCGUCCGGUGAUUGUUUUAACACGGCCCAUGUUCAGCCAUAUACCAAUUCCGCCUCCACUACACCCGAUGGUUCUAAAACCCCAGAUCUGGCCACGAUGCUGUCUUCAAGUCAGCAGCAAGAAGAUAGCUUCUCGACCCUGAGACUGGUUCAAAAUAACAUUCAUUUCGACAAGACUCCCACGCGAUCAAGCUCAUUGCACUCCAGGAUCACACGACUGUAUUACAUUAAUGAGUAUGGUCAAGAGAUUUUCCCGCCACCCAACCCGAAGCUAUUAUGCGCAUUAGCCGAGAUGGAAACGCUGGUUUAUUCGAUUGGAUCAUUGUACACCUCGAUUAUUCCCUGUCUGAUCUUGAAGGACGUUGGCCGAGGCAUUGCAGAAUCAAAGUCGCUGAAGAACAAGAUCUUUAUGCUGAAUGGUACGAACGACAGAGAGACGCCAGAUUAUACCGCCUUGGAUUUCAUCUGGGCAUUGACAGGUGCAUUGAAUUAUUCACUCAAGCUCUCGGGACAGUUUUGGCCAACAGAAUACAAGCCCUCGCAGUAUAUCACGCAUCUGAUCUACUUGGACACGUCCGAGGUGCAUGUUGACACGUGGAGCGUUGAGAAACUCGGGAUCGAAUGCGUGCCAUGUGUUGGGAAGCGGGACCCGUCGUCGGGACGACCCAUCUAUGAUGAGAAACAUCUCAACAAAGUUCUCGAGUCAAUUCUGGAUGGAACUUGGUCAUCCUCUGUUGCUUCUGCUGCUGCAUUUUCGUCAUUAUCUACCACAGCCAAUUCGACUAGGCCUUCAACUCCUGUUGCUAAUCAUCCUUUAAAGGGCGCAGCAACAUCAACAAUAACAUCAUCAUCAUCAUCAACAUCUAUGUCACCACCCACCAUCAUUGGAUCUAGUGCAUAA
This is a messenger RNA of Lobosporangium transversale, 1731 nucleotides long. RefSeq lists its product as hypothetical. The transcript is spliced from 3 exons. The record is from RefSeq and is a predicted model, not a curated record. Gene Ontology annotation, molecular function: LPPG:FO 2-phospho-L-lactate transferase activity. Lineage: Eukaryota; Fungi; Mortierellomycota; Mortierellomycetes; Mortierellales; Mortierellaceae. The coding region runs from base 1 to 1731 and encodes 576 amino acids.